Molecule: messenger RNA, 1955 nt
Organism: Colletes gigas
Lineage: Eukaryota; Metazoa; Arthropoda; Insecta; Hymenoptera; Colletidae
Gene: Mrgn1
Product: probable E3 ubiquitin-protein ligase MGRN1
Exons: 9
Coding region: 219-1889 (556 amino acids)
Biological process (GO): protein ubiquitination
Cellular component (GO): cytoplasm
Molecular function (GO): ubiquitin protein ligase activity
Source: RefSeq, a predicted model, not a curated record
UAAAGUAUCGAAAGUGUCACUGGACAAAUUGUCUGUCAAAAUUACUGGCAUUGUCACAAUGCCAUUGUGAGUUCUUUGUUCGCUAAUGAUUAUGAUUUAAGUUUUCUAUCUAUAAUUUGUGAAUUUGUUAGAGAAAAAGAACAUAUGAUUAAUUUAUACGAGGUAGUGAAGUUUAUCUUCUAGUGACAAUUCACAAUUGUUUUUAAUAUAAUUGAGCGAUGGGAUCGCUGACGAGUCGACAAAACGCUGGUGUAGAAGAAGUUGAUAUUGUUUCAAAUCAUGCAUACAAAUAUCCACCUCGUUCUGGAAGCUAUUUUGGUAGUCAUUUUAUAAUGGGCGGUGAAAGAUUCGAUACGUCUCAGCCAGAAGCGUAUCUUUUUGGAGAAAAUGCGGACUUAAAUUUUCUUGGAAGUAGACCAACACCUUUUCCAUAUCCUCCGCCGCAAGCUAAUGAUCCUACCAAAACAUUAAAAAGUUUAGUAAAUAUAAGGAGAGAAUCCUUGAGACUAGUUCGUAACGUUGAUCAAACUUCUACAUCGCCCCAAUGUCAUGGUGUAAAACAUUACGGGGAUGGUGAUAUCGAUAAGAAGCCAAAUCGUUAUAAUAUUGAGUUUACAUUUGACUGCGAUGUAAGAUGUGCAAUUACAAUAUAUUAUUUUUGCACCGAAGAGGUUACAACAAAGGGGGUUACUUAUGUGCCAAGGGACCCUUCGAUGAAUUCUGAAAUAUACUAUUAUAAAAAAGGUGCGAAUCAAUUAUUUUCACAAACGUCACAUAUAUUCGAUCCAACGGUCUGUAACGAAGAAGAUUUAACGUACCAUGCUGAUAGAGAAAUAAUACCAAUAGCGAUACAUUGUGUGGCAGAAGAAGGCUCGGACGAACCUAAACAGUCUCAUACAACGAUUGCAGUUAUCGAAAAACAUUCGGAUGGAACAUAUGUAUUAAAGGCGCUUAAGCAAAAACUUUACGUCGAUGGUCUUUGUUAUUUGCUUCAAGAAAUAUAUGGUAUUGAAAAUAAAAAUGCUGAAAAUGCAAAGCAACAAAGUAGCGACGAAGAUACAGAUGAUAAUGGAUCAGAAUGUGUCAUCUGUAUGUGUGACGUACGGGAUACUUUAAUAUUACCGUGCAGACAUUUAUGUCUAUGUAACGGCUGUGCAGAUUCUCUUCGGUAUCAGGCUAACAAUUGUCCGAUAUGUCGUGCCCCUUUUAGAGCACUUCUUCAAAUUAAAGCACUACAAAAAGCAACUGGAGCUAUUAUAUCAAAUCCACCAUUACCAGAGGGAAGCUGUGAAAAUAUUCCAUCCGGAUAUGAAGCUGUUUCAUUGAUAGAAGCUUUGAACGGCCCAUACAUUCCAAGAGCUGCUGUUCUUGCACCAGAAUCUCCAGACACGCCCGAUACAGACACAGCUAGCGCAAUUCAAGCAGCUGAAGCAUUAAAUAGGUCUGUAGAACGUACUCCUGUAUCAAAACAUGUAUCUUCGAAAGAAGCAGAUAUCUCUGCAAGGACAAGUAGUACUGCAUGUCCUAUUCCAGAGUUUCGUAUGUCAGUUUUAUUAGCUAGAGACGAACAUUCAGGAUCGCAAAAAGAUCUUCAUAGCCGGUCUCCUGCAAUGAGAAUGAAAACCUCUGGACAUUUGCGUGAAAAAUCUGUUUUAAGAUCACGAGAUACUCUUAGACUCGUUAACGAAAAACAACCCGUUUCCCUUUAUGAGGGACAAGGACAAGACGAAGAUAGCGAAGCAGAAAAAUUAUCACCCUUACUGGAUGCAGCAACUAGUACAGAAGCACUCGACGCGCAUAGUCAUGGGAUGUGCGACAUAGAUAUUGACGAUGAGAUUCAAAAUACGGAAAAUGAGAAUGAUGUUGACAUAACGUGCCAUUCUCAUUAAAAUAAUCAUACACCAUCUAAAAACAUUCGAUCAUAAUAUCAGUUUUAAAAUGUAUAUUCGAUCUAA